AUGUUGUAUAUUCCCUUGCAGAAGUUUGUCCCUGUUGCAGUUUUGGUUGCCCUUCUCUUCUUCUUCAGUGUCUCCUCUUCUCUCCGGAUAGUAACCGUCUCUGGGUUUUUGCACUGCGAGACUUGUGUCGCCAAUGGUAAUUUAAGGCCUCGUUGUACCCAAAUCCGGCCCUUAAAUCCCAUUUUGCAGGUGAAGGGAUUGCCGUUCAAUCGGUACUCUUGGCUCACUACACGCACAAUGCCUUUGCGAGGAUGGAAUGGAGUUAGAGGUUUGAUGCUUGAUAUGUAUGACUUCCUCAAUGGCAUAUGGUUUGUCACUCUUUUGGAGGUCAAUACUUCAACUUUACAGCUUUCUCCUGAACUAGUUGAUUGCCUAUUAUGUAUGCCAGCAAGUCAGCAACCUGCCAUUAAUGUUCUGAGAGAGAUUCAACAAUUUCUUGAAGCAAACCCUACUGAAAUUGUCACUAUUAUCAUUGAAGACUAUGUCUCGUCUCCAGUCCCCAUCGUUAGAGUUUGCCAAUUCCCUUUAGAAGAGACUGAUCAAAGUGUUUGA
Tripterygium wilfordii is the source of this 552-nucleotide messenger RNA. Its product is annotated as PI-PLC X domain-containing protein At5g67130-like. Gene Ontology annotation, biological process: lipid metabolic process. The transcript has 5 exons. NCBI's taxonomy places the organism in Eukaryota, Viridiplantae, Streptophyta, Magnoliopsida, Celastrales, Celastraceae. The record is from RefSeq and is a predicted model, not a curated record. Gene Ontology annotation, molecular function: phosphoric diester hydrolase activity. Bases 1 to 552 code for a protein of 183 amino acids.